UGAUGUAAGAAGGUCCUCCAUUGUGCAAUGGCAGGGCUCAGACUGCAUUGUAAUAGGGCCUUUGAGUCAAAGAAUCCAGUCCAUCGUGGAAUAAGGGUCUAUGGAUUUUCUACCACCAUGCAAGUUUUUCUAAAAGUCUUGCUCUUCUUUAUGCUCCUAAGAAAUGGUGCUUGCUUACAAUGUGAAACUUGUAUGAAGAUCUUCAGGAACCACACCGGCAAUGCCACCAGUAUCAAUUGCAGUGGACCCAUGAAGACCUGUGCUGCUAACAAAAAUACCUGUUCCGUAGUCUAUUCCCGACACAAUCUAGAUGGAGUAACAGAACACAGUAUAGAGAGGUCCUGUGAUUACUCCAGCAUCUGUACCCGUCACAAACUGCACUUUUCUGUGGGGAUGGGAAGAGGUUACAGGUCAUCCAUAAUCUGUUGCAAUGGCAAAAACUGCCCCAAAGACAUUCCUCCAUUGUCACCAGAAAAAAAAACUCCCAAUGGAAAGGAAUGCCCUGCCUGCUUUGCUUGGUCAGACAAAUGUAAGCCAAAGACAAUGAAAUGUACCGGAUCAGACACCCAUUGCCUUGAGAUCAAAACCACACGCAUACAACGUCCUAAUGGAAAAACCGUCAACAGUGUUAUGAAAGGUUGCACAUCUGAGGCUGUCUGUGUAUCACUAAAAGAGGACAAAACACCUCUUUUCACUGGUGAAGUUGAUGAGGUUGCAUGUACCCCAAAGGUUUCUAAGGGGUCUCAACCUACAAGUUUCUUCCUGCCAACUGUCUUUGGGCUCCUGCUGAUGAAGAUCUUUGGGUAAAAGGCAACAGCGUGGGAAUGCCUCCAGUCUGCAUUCACUCCAUCACAUCCAUUUUCCAUUUUAAUUGAGUGCAGUUUUUGGAUUUUCUCUGCUUCCGUGGGCCAAAAUAAAUUCCAGGCUUAAAGCAAAUAAA
This is a messenger RNA of Anolis carolinensis (green anole), 940 nucleotides long. RefSeq names its product phospholipase A2 inhibitor gamma subunit B. The transcript has 6 exons. Gene Ontology annotation, molecular function: phospholipase inhibitor activity. NCBI's taxonomy places the organism in Eukaryota, Metazoa, Chordata, Lepidosauria, Squamata, Anolidae. Gene Ontology annotation, cellular component: extracellular region. The record is from RefSeq and is a predicted model, not a curated record. Bases 28 to 807 code for a protein of 259 amino acids.